AAUGCCAAUCCAGUAUCAGAUCAAUGGGUGCUACCUUGUGUGGGUAGUACAGAUGGUCUGUGUGGAAUUCUAAACGCAAUUAUGACGUUAGAUCCCCAAUUUUAGCGAAAUUUUGAUCUUGAAUUGCAGUUUAUGGACGGUGUCCAUUUUUUUUUACUUGGGAUCUUCAACGAAGCAAUUGGUAUUUAUUGCAGGUGGUGGUAUAAUACCUGUAGUAUGGCGUAAUAUGAAAGUAGUAAGACAAGGCUUCUUUUGUGACGACGAGAACAUAAUGUAUCCUGCAAAACACAGCUCUAUUACGAAUGCAAUGCUUUGGGGAUUUUGUGUUUCAGCUCCUUUAUCUAUUAUCUGCAUAACAGAAUUAGUUAGAAAAUUUACAGUUAAUGAACAUGAAGUAAAGAAGAUAUUUUUCUUUCGAUUUGAAGUUCCUUUCGUGAUUCAGCAAAUCUACAUCUUUGGUGGUAUAUUCCUCUACGGCCUAAUCAUCACAGAGUUGCCGACUGAUUUUAUAAAAUCUCUCGUAGGAAGGCUUCGCCCAAACUUUCUGGAACUUUGUAAACCUAAUUUCAACUGCUCUUCUGUAGGAAAUCCACAUUAUUAUGUCGGCGAGUAUAAUUGCACCAAUCCUCAUUUACGGAGUGAAAUGUUCAUUCGAACGUCCUUUCCAUCUGGCCACACAUCUCUUGCAAGUUACGCAAUGCUCUAUACCGUGUUUUAUCUAGCCAAAAAAGUAACGCUCAGCAGAUACAGUGUUUUGGCGAAGCCAUUAUUAUUAGGAAUGCUGCUGAUGCCAUCAGGAUACGUUUCCUUCUCCAGAAUCUCUGAAAACUGGCAUCACUGGGAUGACGUUUUGGGUGGCUUCUUAAUCGCAUUUUUUGUUUGUAUAUACUGCAUAUUUUGUAUGACUGAUUUGUAUGUUAAGAAAAAUCCUACUCAUCCCAAUAUGGAUAAUGUUCUUUCUGAGAUUCCACAUGUCCAUGAAGAAACACGUAAAACUGCUAUUGUAUAGCUUGUUUAUUGGAUUUUACAAAUUACCUUACACCUAAAAACAUGUCAUUUUUUAAUGU
Messenger RNA from Parasteatoda tepidariorum (common house spider), 1067 nucleotides. Its product is annotated as putative phosphatidate phosphatase. Gene Ontology annotation, molecular function: phosphatidate phosphatase activity. Lineage: Eukaryota; Metazoa; Arthropoda; Arachnida; Araneae; Theridiidae. Gene Ontology annotation, biological process: phospholipid metabolic process; signal transduction; phospholipid dephosphorylation. Gene Ontology annotation, cellular component: plasma membrane. The record is from RefSeq and is a predicted model, not a curated record.